Sander lucioperca (pikeperch) is the source of this 2698-nucleotide messenger RNA. It is a transcript of the gene alg6, whose product is annotated as ALG6 alpha-1,3-glucosyltransferase. Gene Ontology annotation, biological process: protein N-linked glycosylation. The transcript is spliced from 15 exons. The record is from RefSeq and is a predicted model, not a curated record. Lineage: Eukaryota; Metazoa; Chordata; Actinopteri; Perciformes; Percidae. Gene Ontology annotation, molecular function: dolichyl pyrophosphate Man9GlcNAc2 alpha-1,3-glucosyltransferase activity. Bases 106 to 1623 code for a protein of 505 amino acids. Gene Ontology annotation, cellular component: endoplasmic reticulum membrane.
CGAAGUCUUGACGGUGACGUAACAGGAAAUGUAAACAUAUUCCAGAAGCAGACAGAUUUUUAGCUUUUAUUUCUCCUCUUUAAGCUAAUUUUACCGGUCGAAGUCAUGCAAACGUGGAGUCUCGUAUCAAUGUGUGUGUUGCUAGGUAUUGUUGUGAGAUGGGGCGUUUCGUUAAAUUCAUAUUCAGGGGCGGGGAAACCUCCAAUGUUUGGCGAUUAUGAAGCUCAAAGGCACUGGCAAGAAGUAACCUACAACCUCCCUCUCCAGGAAUGGUACUCUAACACCACUGAGAAUGACUUGAACUACUGGGGUCUUGACUACCCUCCUCUCACUGCUUAUCACAGCCUGGUCUGUGCUUACGUAGCCAAAACGAUAAACCCUGAAUGGGUGGAUCUCCACAAAUCCAGAGGUUAUGAAAGUCCAGCGCACAAGUUAUUCAUGAGAGCUACAGUCCUGGUGGCAGAUUUGUUGAUAUACAUCCCUGCUGUGGUUUUAUACUGUUUAUACCUGACUGAUGGAUCCACUAAAAAAAAGGUUUGCACUGUGUUCUGCUUCCUUCUAUACCCAGGCCUAAUUCUUAUUGACUAUGGUCAUUUCCAGUACAAUGGAGUGAGUCUGGGCUUUGCCCUGUGGGGGGUUCUGGCUCUGGGUCUGGGCUGGGAUGCGUUGGGCUCACUGGCCUUUUGCCUGGCUCUCAACUACAAACAGAUGGAGCUGUACCAUGCUCUGCCCUUCUUCUGCUACCUGCUGGGGAAGAGUGUCAAACUGGGCCUGAUGGGGCGAGGGCUUUUCCUGUUGGUGAGAAUUGCUUCAACAGUGUUGGUGACUUUUGCCCUCUGCUGGCUGCCCUUCCUGUCUGACCCCGGUGACGCCAUGCAGGUGGUCAGGAGGAUCUUUCCCGUGGCUCGCGGCCUGUUUGAGGAUAAGGUGGCCAACGCAUGGUGCAGCUUGAACAUCCUGAUAAAGAUCAGAUCCAUUCUGUCCAGUGACUCCCAGAUCUACAUCAGUUUUGCCUGCACUCUCCUGGCAGUCCUACCUUCCUGCGUCAGACUUCUGAUGAAGCCCACCUUCUGGCAGUUUAAACUGGCCUUGGUCAAUUCAUCUCUGGCGUUUUUCCUCUUCUCCUAUCAAGUCCACGAGAAGUCUAUCCUCUUGGCUGCCUUAUCUGUCUGCCUCCUGCUGAAUGAUCUCCCCUUGAUGGUUAUCUGGUUCCUGCAGGCCUCUACCUUCAGCAUACUGCCUCUGUUUCUGAAGGACGGUCUGCUGGUGCCCUAUGCUGUGACCUCACUGGCCUUCCUCUUCUUCAGCAUCUAUCUCCUGUCUGCACUGGAGCACUGUUCAGAGGAGGAGCUGAGACUGGGAGCCUUUCACAAGCUGUUGUUCUGCCUACCCAAACUGGACCUGGCCAGGAUUGUAAGAUGGAAGUUCUACAUCAGCGUCUCAGCCAUGGCUGGUCUGAGUGUUGUGACUGUAGCUCUGGUUCCUCCAACACAUCUACCCGACUUGUUUCCUGUGUUGGUGUCUUCUACUGCGUUCCUGCACUUCUUAGGAACAUUUAUAUACUUCAACAUUGUCCAGUUCAGCGAGCCACCCAGCAGAAAGAGCCAGAAGAAGAACGACUGAAUGGUGCCAAAGACUGUGAUAUGCACAGCACCUUUUUUUUUUACCUAAUUUGCUUCAGGGAAGCCAGUGUCACACCAUGGGGCAUGUUAACGUGCAUGAAGGCUUUCAUUCGUGCCAUCAUGUCCCCAGUGCAAAUAGCACAAAUGUAGAACUGCAACGACAAGUCGAUCGAAAGAGAAUGAAUUGGCAACUAUUUUGAUAAUCAAUUCAUAAUUUAAGUAAAUUUUCAAGCAAAAAGGCCAAACAUUUGAUGGUUCCAGCUUCUCAAAUAUGAGAAUUUUCUGUUUCCUCUUCCUGCAUUAUAGUAAAUUAAGACAUUUGAUGACAUCACCUUGGGCUUUUGGAAAUUGUGACAGGCAUUUUCAGUUUUCUGAACUUUUAUAGACCAAAAUGAUUAAUUGAGAAAAUCUGCAGAUUAAUCGUUAAGGCAAAUCAUUGUUAGUUGCAGCCCAACAUAUGCUUAUUAAAGAGAUAUUGUGGGCUGAAAAAUCAUUAUACUACAAAAUGGCAACUCAGAAGAUGUGACAUCAAAGGAAAGAAGAGGAAAAUUCUGUCAAAAUCAGUCCUCUCUGUUACUAAAACGGAAUCGGAGUUACCAAACCUCUUUUCUUUAAUUAUUUUCAUUGGCCACUCUUCAAACUACACCAUUGCUGGCUAAUCUCACAAGUGCAUAUAGACAAGCAGUGUGCAGCCUACACAUUUGACCUUAGAUAACUUUGUGCCUGUAUGCCCAAGCUACAGACGGUGGCCACAAUAACAGGGACACCUGUUGUAAAGUUUAGUUAUUGUUAAGACCACGGGGAGAGGUGUUGAUUUAAUUUUGUGGUCACUUUUAAAGCCAUAGCUGUUGGUGUUGCUAGACUUAUUGAUAUUGUAAGGCAUUCCUGUUAUUUUGUCCACCCUCAGUACCUCCUCUGGGAAAUGUGAUGAAAACACAUAUGUAACUGUUAGUCAUUAUUCAUGUGAAUGUUUUUUAACGGUUUUCUACUGUAUAUUUUUAUCCAUCAUUCAAGUUCUUUUGUACAAACUUAGUUUUUGUGAAAAUAAAUAAAAUGUCUCAAUGACCUAAAGUGAA